CUUCUUUCUCAUUCUUGUAUGGAUUCCUGAGUGAGAUAUCGGUGUUGUUUAUUCCUCGUUCGCCGGGAUGACUUUGCGGGAGUCAGCUCUAUAUCUCUAUCGCGUCGAGAGCGAUCAGUCGAGGGCUCAAAAGGUUAGGGGCCGCGGUAUUAAGUCUGAGGGACGUCACCGGGUCGCAUUUCGACCUCGAAGCUGGAGACAAAGGGUGGAGUUGACGGAUGAAGUGUGGGCGCACCUAAAUUGGAGGAACCGGAAGCCGACACCAUUUGUUUCGGCUUCGCGGGACCCAGACUGGGCGAUCAACCAAGCCGAGAGACGUGUGCGUGAAGGAGAGACGAAUGUCAGGGUGUACAAGAUUGCGGUACCCCGUCUGGGAGUUUAUAAAUCCCAAUUCGAGGGCUGGGUGACCGUCAUGCAUUUGUAUACAUGGCUCCAUGUGGCCAAAUCCGAUCUUCCUGAUUAUGCUGACUUCCCGUCCUCAGCAAAUGAAUAUUUAUUUCUUCAUCGUAUUCCAAAGGAGUUUAUUGUUGACACUUGGUUUUUUGAUGUUCUGGUGGUUGGAGAUGAGGAUGAGGAAUGGUGCCGAGGCGGAAUGCAGUUCGUUGGUUGAUAUUAGUAGCAAGUUGAGUUUGUUUCUAGUCGUUGCUGUUGGGUGGAAAUUGGGCAAGGGCAGGUAGAUCUCAUUCAUUUUGUUUUCUUUGUGCGACUGAUAUUAACUGUACCUUCUUUAACUUUCGGGAGACGUACAUUGGGUGCUAGGGUGAUUGUAGGCGUUGAUGAA
Molecule: messenger RNA, 781 nt
Organism: Aspergillus fijiensis CBS 313.89
Lineage: Eukaryota; Fungi; Ascomycota; Eurotiomycetes; Eurotiales; Aspergillaceae
Exons: 2
Coding region: 68-610 (180 amino acids)
Source: RefSeq, a predicted model, not a curated record